Acipenser ruthenus (sterlet) is the source of this 2840-nucleotide messenger RNA. RefSeq names its product ubiquitin-conjugating enzyme E2 J1-like. The coding region runs from base 395 to 1363 and encodes 322 amino acids. The record is from RefSeq and is a predicted model, not a curated record. The transcript is spliced from 8 exons. Lineage: Eukaryota; Metazoa; Chordata; Actinopteri; Acipenseriformes; Acipenseridae.
GCUACAAUUUCAUACGUCUCUCCAACGCUUUCAUUUUCACCCAGAAGGGGAGACGCAGGUGCUUCCUGUGUAAUGUUUUAAAUAAAGUUUUGUUGUUGUUGCGUUUUUAAACAAAUCUUCAAGUAGCGGAGUUCAGACCUGUCAUCAUCUUACUGACCAGUAUCUGCAGUAUCCACAAACUUUCUGCCACGUCAGGACAUUUUCACAAAACAAAAACCUCUGCCGACAGUGUCGUGCACAAUGUGUUCGUCGUUAAACAUACAGUAACCACAGCAUUAAAGGGAACCUGAGAGGAAAUAUACUGCACCGACUACUGCGGAUUGGGGAAUAUCGAUCAGAACGCAAACCAGCGGUUUGGAGGAGAUUUUUUAUUGUCUUGUCUCCCUUAUCUGAAAUGGAAGUCAAAUACAACCUGAAGAGUCCAGCUGUGAAGCGGUUGAUGAAGGAGGCAGCUGAACUCAGGGAUCCAACAGAACACUAUCACGCACAGCCCUUGGAGGAUAACCUCUUCGAGUGGCACUUCACAGUCCGUGGCCCUCCUGAUUCAGAUUUUGACGGCGGUGUCUAUCAUGGCAGAGUUGUGCUUCCUCCUGACUAUCCGAUGAAACCCCCCAGCAUUAUACUGCUCACACCAAAUGGGAGAUUUGAAGUUGGUAAGAAGAUCUGUUUAAGCAUCUCUGGACAUCACCCUGAGACCUGGCAGCCCUCCUGGAGCAUAAGAACUGCACUAAUAGCUAUAAUCGGAUUCAUGCCAACAAAAGGAGAGGGUGCAAUAGGGUCUCUUGAUUACACUCCCGAAGAACGGAAAGCCCUCGCCAAAAAGUCCCAGGACUUCUGCUGUGCGGCGUGUGGGGGCAGCAUGCGGUCUGCUCUGCUGCCUGUGACCUCCAAUAGCAAUCCAAGCGACAAUGACAUGGAGGCCAAAGAGCUUGCAAGACAGAUCAGCUUUAAGGCGGAAUCCAGUUCUUCCAGUAAAGCAGCCCAGAAGCAGGUACCGGUCAGCCCAGUGAGCUCAGAGCCGUCCGGAGAGCAGGCGUCUGAAUCUGGGACCCAGGCAGAAACUCCAGAGUCCCCUGAAGCGGCCGACUCCCAAACCAGCCCCCAGAGCAGUCCCAGGGAAGAGGCUUCCCAGCCCGGCCCUCUGAACAGACCUCUGAGCCCUCGACAACGUCGUACACAGCAGCAGAGCCAGCAGCCUCGGACGCCUGCCUCCCCCACCUACCCGCAGCUCCAGCGCCAGCCUGAGGGCUCCAGCCACGUGGGGUUGGCUGUUCUCAUAGUGGUUCUGACUUUAGCGCUUGCUGCCCUCAUCUUCCGAAGGAUCUACCUGGCCAGCGAGUACAAGUUUGACUACGAACUGUAACGCUCUUCUUGCUUCAUCUGAGCCAGCCUGUAAUCCUGUAGACUACUGUAUAGUAUCAAAGUCAGUUUACAGCGCUCUUCAUUCAGGCAUGGGGCAGAUAAUGGGGAUUUCAUUCACUGUUUGGCUUUGAAUGGGUGUAAUAUAAAUCUGAAUAUUAAAUUCAGGGGAUGAAUAUACAGUAGUGGACAGCUGUUCUUUUUUAGCUUGAUUUUUUUUAUUAUUUUAUAAAUACAUGUUAAAAAUAGUUUAACCCCAAAAAGAGGCCAAUUUUGUUUUUCGCUACACUUUAUUGCUCAUAGUAUACAACCAGUUCUUUAAACAAAGAAUGGCAGAACAGCUAUAAACCAUGCAGUCCCUAAUGAUGGCAAAUCUCUAUAUUAACUAUGUAAACCGAAUGCUUCCUAACAAAUGUCAGAAUAUUUAUUAUAAUAUAUACCAGAAUAUAUCAUAUGAUAUUGUUAUAAAAAAAAGGGUUUUAAUGUUGCUUUUUUAUUUGAUCUAUCUAUCUAUCUAUCUAUCUGUCUAUAUUCAACAACCUCAAUGCUGUAUAAUGUCUUGCUCAUAGUCUGCAGUACAAACAAAGCUUUACAGUGUUUACAGUUACUUGAACCAAGUGGUUGGCUGCCAGUAAACCCCAGCCACAAAUAUGAAGUCCCUUUGGCCAUGGCUUAAUUCAUCUUUGAUUGUAUUUGUAGUGAGUAAAUAGGCACAACAACUGCCUGUUAGGUAUUUUCAGUGACUAUUUCACAAAGGUGUUCUGUAUUACUGAACAAAAAUAACAAUAAUUGAGAUUUGACUUCCCCUUGAAGAAAACUGGCUAUCUACUGUAUGUCAAUAUUUAAAUGCUAGCAUGCAUAUUUCAACAUUCCACUAUCAAUAAGAAUGACCUAAUGAUAAUAAAUAUAACGGGGAGUGAUUUCAGAUACAUUUAUUGCACAUCAACAAAAGGAACAAGAGAAAUCCCAUCUGUCUUUUACAUUAAUAAUAUGUAGGCUCUGCUGUGAAAUGGUGUAUUUGUGGGUUGGGGGGGUUAACAUUUAAACAAGAUACUGCUGCACACAUGCUAAAAAUGAAAUGCUCUCACUCCCCAUGGGUCCACACUAGUAGCAAGUCUGGCCACCUCAGUUAAUUACAAUAUAUUGGACCUGCCUGAGUACAGGGUCUACAACAUGUUGGAGGGUAUUCUGAGUUACAGUAUCAGCAACUCAAACUGAAUGCAUAAUGAUAGAGUUGAAUUUCAUUCCUUAAUGCGUCAAUAAUGCGGGGCUGGCGGGGAGGAGAUACCAAGACACCGAAUUGAUCUUGAGGGAAUAGAAUAGUUUGAAGAGCAUUACAGCCCUUUGAGGCUGUAUGAGAUGAAUUCACGUGGCAUCUCCCAGACGUUAGGACAGGAUAAAUAUUACAUGUGUAUAUCAAUCAGGUUUUGUUACGGUUAUCAUUUGAUGUUUCAGGAAAAAAAUAAAUAAAUAAUAAGGAA